Messenger RNA from Thecamonas trahens ATCC 50062, 1218 nucleotides. RefSeq lists its product as uncharacterized. The coding region runs from base 1 to 1218 and encodes 405 amino acids. The transcript has 2 exons. NCBI's taxonomy places the organism in Eukaryota, Apusomonadida, Apusomonadidae. Gene Ontology annotation, molecular function: microtubule binding; microtubule motor activity; ATP binding. The record is from RefSeq and is a predicted model, not a curated record. Gene Ontology annotation, biological process: mitotic spindle organization; microtubule-based movement.
AUGGCGGACACGAGCUCGGUGCAGAUUGCGGUGCGGAUGCGGCCGUUCAACGAGCGUGAGAAGAAGCUCAAGACGGCCAAGUGCGUGGAGAUGGUCGGCCAGAUGUGCACGGUGACGGACCCAGAGUCGGGCAAGGAGCGGCAGUUCUCGUUCAACUACUGUUAUGACUCGUUCCAGCCGGGGUCGGAGCACUUUGCCUCGCAGGAGAUGGUCUUUCGCGACCUGGGCAUCUCGUACCUGGAGAACGCGUGGAAGGGGUACAACUGCUCGAUCUUUGCGUACGGGCAGACCGGGGCCGGCAAGUCGUACUCGAUGACUGGCGCGCCGGGCCAGCCGGGCAUUAUUCCGCGCGGGCUGGCGGAGAUGUUCCAGCGGAUUGACGCCAAUGACGAUCCAGACCUCUCGUUCCGAGUCGAGGUCUCGUUCCUGGAGAUUUACAUGGAAAAGGUGCGCGACCUGUUUUCGGCGACGCCGACGGCCGGUAGCCUCAAGGUGCGCGAGAGCCCCAAGCUCGGGAUCUAUGUCGAAGGCCUCAAGAAGGAGCGUGUGGCGUGUUAUGAGGACGUAGAGCAGCUGAUGGAGCUGGGCAACACCAUGCGAACGGUGGCGCAGACGAACAUGAACGCGGUGUCGUCACGGUCGCACUCUGUGCUCACUGUCCUGCUCACGCAGACGCGAAUCAACAAGGAGUCGAUGACGGCGUCGGACAUGACGAGUAAGAUCAACCUCAUUGAUCUCGCCGGCUCUGAGCGGCAGGGCAAGACUGGGGCCGAGGGCCAGCGGCUCAAGGAGGGCUCGGCGAUCAACCAGUCGCUGACGGCGCUGGGCAACGUGAUCGAGGCGCUGGCAGACAACUGCGUGGCGUCGGCGUCGGGUAAGAAGAAGGCCAAGAAGCGGCUGGUCCCGUACCGUGACUCGAAGCUGACUCGGAUUCUGCAGGAGAGCCUGGGUGGCAACGCCAAGACGAUCAUGGUUGCGGCGAUUUCGCCGGCGGCAGACAACUUUAAGGAGACGCUCUCGACGCUGCGGUACGCGAAUCGGGCAUCGAAGAUCCAGAACGUGGCGGUGAUCAACGAGUCGCCGAACGAGAAGGUCAUCCGCGAGCUGAAGGACGAGGUGACGCGGUUGAAGGCCAUGCUGGCGGCGGCCAACGGCACAGCGGGGCGCUGCUGUCGGAGGACGAGCUCAAGAAGCAGGAAGAGAUGGCGGCUGAGCUAG